UUACGGGAAAGCAGUGUAGUACUAGAAAGAAAGAAUGGUUCAAGUCAAAUAAAACUCCCUUUUAGCACUUUUUUUUAUCUAAACUUUCAGUUAGGAUAAUCAUCAACAACUACAAUUACAACUCAAGUGGGAAACAAGCCAAAUUCCCAAUUCAAACUUCAGUUUUCAGUUAGCCUUCCCUCCAGACUUAAACCAACCAACCACUCUACCAUAGAUUUAGUCAUCUUCUCCAUCAAAUUCUGAAUCAGCGGUUGGUUUGUCUCUCAGAGUCACUUAGCAGUCAGCAUGUACCUUGUCUGCACACAGUUCGCCCUCUGUGGUCUAGUCCUUGUUGGCAUCACAACUUCAUUUGGUUCCCCUCCUGAGCUGCUGUUUGAAGUAGAAGCAGAGCCUGAAUUUUCUUUGGUUUCAGCUGUCUCGUCUUCUUCCCCAGUACUGCUGCCCAGCACAGAUCCACUUUUCUUGUUAAAUGUAGCAGCUGGCUUACCAGCAGCUGCCUUGGCAUUUGCAGCGGGUUUUCUGCCUCCCUUCUUUUUUGUGUCCAGGGCAGAUACUUCUUCUACCUCAAAAUUUUCAUCAUACAUCAUCAUCAGAAAUUUCCGUGAAAGAGGCCAAGGGCUUUUUCUGUGCUGCAGCCCUUCGCUGGGUUCUUUCUUCCUAGCUGCUGGCAGUUGUGGAACUUCAGUUUCCAUGCAGAUCCAUCAGGAGAAGACUCUUUUAGCACUUAGUUUAAGGAUCAUGCUGACUUAUAUAAAUUGAUUCAUCAAACUUGCUAUUAUAAUUUUUUUUUCCUGGGAUGCAGUGUGUUUUUUGAAUUGGUAUUUCCUCUGGGGUAUUGGGUUUUAGUGUAGAUCAAUAGAUUCAGUAGUAGAAUAUGUGCUUCCUGUUGGGAUAUUUAUUUUCUGCAACUUCAUGCAUCUUUUUUUUUUUUUUUUUCAUUUGUUUAUUUUGUUUUGCUGGAUGUCCCGUGUGACUAUCUUAUAGGUCCGUCGGUUAGCAAUGGAGGUCAAACAACUUGCCUCAGCUCGACAGAUAACUGUUCUAAAUGGGAAUUCUGGCCAAA
Messenger RNA from Vitis vinifera (wine grape), 1063 nucleotides. RefSeq lists its product as uncharacterized. The record is from RefSeq and is a predicted model, not a curated record. The transcript is spliced from 2 exons. Bases 286 to 759 code for a protein of 157 amino acids. Lineage: Eukaryota; Viridiplantae; Streptophyta; Magnoliopsida; Vitales; Vitaceae.